ACAAGGGGGAGGGAAUCCGGAAAAAUCAUUGGCGUGGGGAGAAAUUCUUUUUGGGGUAUAUUUAUUUUGAACUACAAUUAGUUGCUUUUAUUUAAUUGAAACAGCGCCCUAAGCUUGUUUGUAAAAUUUCCUAGAGUUCGCUUUGCAACACCGCGUUCAUUGAUUACUUCGAGCUUAGUUGCGGUAGCCGAGAAUUAAAUGGAUUUUCUUGAAUUAUUCGCGUGAGACAGACAGCCCGACGUCGGACAUAAAUAAAAAGCGGUGGGUUGUUCCAGGUGGGAGGUGUUUUGCUAUUUAGGCCCCCAAUAAACAACUUCGAGGGAAAACGCCAGCCAGCCCCGAGCAAAUAAAAAAAAAUUAAUUUCCAGACGGCACACUACCGAAAAGAUAAUCGCACGGGAAAGAUGAAAAUCCAUUUUCGGGAGCAAUACGGAAGGAAGGGUGAGGAAAUCCUCUAUGUGACGCCAGCAGAUCAGAGCAACAUCGUAAGGGUCCCGCUGCGUGGCGAUAAACUUGUCAUACAGGAGAAAUUUCUGCUUUUCCGAGUGCUGCAAAAGGUCUUCCUGCCCAAGGGCUAUCCGGAUAGUGUAAGCGAGGACUAUGCGGCGUAUCAGAUUUGGGACACGGCUCAGGCCUUUUGCAGCACCAUCUGUAGCACCUUGUGCACUCAUGCAAUCAUGCAGGGAAUCGGAGUUGGCAGCGAGAACAUUAAUGCUUAUUCAGCCACGGUCACCUGGAUUAUGAAGGAGGGCAGCGGACAUGUCGGUCGUAUAGUGUUCGCCUGGUGGCAGGGCUCCCAAUUGGAUGUGGACUCAAAGAAAUGGCGAUUGCGUGCAGAUUUUCUCAACGAUCUGGCUAUGGGAAUUGAGAUCUACGUGCUUCCCAAGUAUCCACAUUUCAGCACACAAAUCCUUUGCUGUUCCACACUUCUCAAAGCGAUUGUGGGCGUGGCCGGAGGUGCUACAAGAUCGGCUUUGACCCAGCACCAUGCAUUGCGAGGCAAUCUGGCGGAUGUAGCCUCUAAGGAUAGUUCACAGGAGACAUGCGUGAACUUGGUGGCCUCCUUUGUGGGACUAUAUCUCCUCACGCUCAUCAAGAGUCAGGCGGUCCUGUACACCAUUUUCUACAUAGUAGUCAGCCUGCAUCUCUACGCCAACCUCAAAGCGGUUAGAUCAGUUUGCUUGCGGAGUUUUAACGAGUCGCGAUAUUUAAUUACGCUUGAGGAGUUCUUCAGAUCAUCUAGGAUGCUCAAUCCACAGCAGGUGAACGCCAUGGAAAGGGUUACAGUAGGAAAGACUGUUUCCGUGUCUCUAAACAUAAAGCUGGGUCUCAGCGUAAAAAAUUUAAUUGAUGAGUAUAAGAGCAGCAGCGUAAUUGAAAACAUAGUUUCCUCCUUCGAUCCCCAUGAGCACUUCAUUAUCGCAGAGACAAAAAAAUGUCUAGGAGUCUAUCUGCACUUUGAAACGCGACCGCAGGAUGUGCUUAAGGCCUACUUCUUUGCUGUGUUUUAUCUGCGAGAUAGGAACCAGAUAAAGGAAAAGUAUUGGGACAUACAAACCAAGUGGCAGGAAUUUCUUGCGCUAGCGCAGCAAGAGGGUUGGCUUAUCCAUCAGCAUUUGCUACUAGUCGACGAAUUUCGAUUGGACUGGAAGGUGUAGGAGUAUGCUUACUUUAAUUGCUUGACUUUUAUCUAAUUUGCAUGCUUGAAAAACUGAUUUUAUUCGGACUUCAUUAUCAUUCUCACAUAUCUCACAUGGUUACCAUAUAACAAUUGAGCGAAAACAUUGAUAUUAAUUAAGUGCUAUUGAUAUUACCUAGAAUUAGCUUUGUGAGACUCGUUCGCACUUGAACAUCUUCCAACUAACUCUGCCUUAGCACAAAGUAAUUUUUGUAACAGACAUUUGAUAAGACAUUUACCCUUGCUUUUACCCAUGACUUUAUCGGAAGACAUUAUUUCAAUUACUAGAUGCUAAUAGGUCUAAAAAGGUAAAUGGAAAGAAUCACAAUCUAUUUUGUAAGGACUUAUUGUAAGUGCGCAUUUCGAUAUUUCGAGAGCCUACUGUACAUUUUAGAUUAUAAUCAUGAAAAAUCUCACAACGAACUACGAAAAAACCCAGCUUCAAUUGCAUUCUGGAAAAAAAGUGUACAAAGUUUAAAGCUUUUAUGCAAAAUGUGCAAUAUUAUGUUUAUUAUUAGCUUCGAAUAACUACGGAAUAAGUUGGCGUCCAUAUUAGCUUAACAAUAAUGCUUUCCAAUUAAUGCAAUAUAUAAAUUAUGUGCAUACCAUCUCACCAUAAAAAAGAUUUUAUGAAACAAAUGAAUAAAAGUAAACGGAAUUUUAAGAAAAUUA
This is a messenger RNA of Drosophila eugracilis, 2350 nucleotides long. Its product is annotated as RUS family member 1. NCBI's taxonomy places the organism in Eukaryota, Metazoa, Arthropoda, Insecta, Diptera, Drosophilidae. The transcript has 4 exons. The coding region runs from base 405 to 1658 and encodes 417 amino acids. The record is from RefSeq and is a predicted model, not a curated record.